This is a messenger RNA of Ixodes scapularis (black-legged tick), 3172 nucleotides long. It is a transcript of the gene Dhx15, whose product is annotated as putative pre-mRNA-splicing factor ATP-dependent RNA helicase PRP1. The transcript is spliced from 14 exons. The coding region runs from base 196 to 2367 and encodes 723 amino acids. The record is from RefSeq and is a predicted model, not a curated record. Gene Ontology annotation, cellular component: intracellular anatomical structure; spliceosomal complex. Gene Ontology annotation, molecular function: RNA helicase activity; ATP binding; RNA binding. Lineage: Eukaryota; Metazoa; Arthropoda; Arachnida; Ixodida; Ixodidae.
CAUCACUGGCAUCACUUGCCGCUCGCCGCCACUGGCUCGAUUACAACGCCAUAUUUUGUUCGUGAAGUCGCGUGGGGGGUCUGAUCCUCGACGUUAUACCUUGUAUACAAUGUCUAAAAGACACAGAAUUGAUGUAGGAGACGGGCCUGUAACUAAAAAAAGUGCCAGCUGUUAGGCAGUCACUGAGAGAAAGAAAUGGAACAGAAGAAACAAAAACAGUGGGAAAGAGACCUUGACAGAGAGUACGACCGGGAUGACCGGGGUCGAGAUCGAGGAGACGAGAACUGCUACAGCGCUCCUUCAGUGACCAUGUCUCAGCAGCUGAAUGCCCUGACAGGACUGCCUUAUUCCAACCGCUAUUACGAGUUGUUUCGCAAGCGCAUUGCCCUUCCUGUCUGGGAAUACCGGGACAAGUUCUUCGAGUACCUUGGCACCCACCAGAUCUUGGUGCUGGUUGGAGAGACUGGUUCCGGGAAGACUACUCAGAUCCCGCAAUGGUGUGUGGAACUUCUGCGCAAGAAGGGAGGCCGCCGGGGUGUGGCAUGCACACAGCCGCGACGAGUGGCAGCCAUGAGCGUAGCUGCCCGUGUGGCCGAAGAGAUGGAUGUGGCGAUUGGUCAGGAAGUCGGUUACAGCAUUCGUUUUGAGGACUGCUCGUCCCCUAAGACUCUCCUCAAGUACAUGACAGACGGUAUGCUGCUGCGGGAAGCAAUGAGUGACCCCCUGCUGGAGAACUAUGGGGUGGUCCUGCUUGACGAGGCCCACGAACGCACGCUUGCCACGGACAUCCUCAUGGGCGUGCUAAAGCAGGUGGUGACCCAGCGUCCCGACCUCAAGAUUGUCGUCAUGAGCGCCACCUUGGAUGCUGGCAAGUUCCAGAACUAUUUCGACCAUGCCCCACUGAUGAACGUGCCUGGGCGUACCCAUCCCGUGGAGAUUUUCUACACCCCCGAGCCCGAACGGGACUACCUGGAGGCUGCAAUCCGUACAGUCAUCCAGAUCCACAUGUGUGAAGAAGUUGAAGGGGACAUUCUGCUGUUCCUCACAGGCCAAGAGGAAAUUGAGGAGGCCUGCAAGCGACUGAAGCGUGAGAUUGAUAACCUGGGCCCCGAGGUGGGCGAGAUGAAGUGCAUUCCACUCUACUCGUCGCUACCUCCAAACCUACAGCAGCGCAUCUUUGAGCCACCACCACCGGCUAAAACCAACGGUGCCAUUGGUCGCAAAGUGGUUGUCUCUACCAAUAUCGCCGAGACAUCACUCACCAUCGACGGUGUUGUGUUUGUCAUUGACCCGGGCUUUGCCAAGCAGAAGGUGUACAACCCCCGUAUUCGGGUCGAGUCGUUGCUGGUGUCGCCCAUCAGCAAGGCGAGCUCACAGCAGCGAGCUGGGCGUGCGGGCCGGACGCGGCCGGGCAAAUGUUUCCGACUGUACACAGAGAAGGCGUACAAGACGGAGAUGCAGGACCAGACUUAUCCGGAAAUCCUACGUUCUAACCUGGGUUCUGUGGUGCUGCAGCUCAAGAAGCUGGGCAUCGACGACCUGGUCCACUUUGACUUCAUGGACCCGCCAGCUCCGGAGACGUUGAUGCGUGCCCUGGAGCUGCUCAACUACCUCCAGUCGCUGGACGACAACGGCGAGCUGACCGAGCUGGGCUCGAUCAUGGCCGAAUUCCCUCUGGACCCCCAGCUGGCCAAGAUGCUCAUCACUUCGUGCGACUACAACUGCUCCAACGAGGCGCUCUCCAUCACUGCCAUGCUCUCAGUUCCGCAGUGCUUUGUGCGUCCCAACGAGGCCAAGAAGGCAGCCGACGAGUCCAAGAUGCGCUUUGCUCACAUCGAUGGCGACCACCUGACUCUGCUCAACGUGUACCAUGCCUUCAAGCAGAACCAUGAAGACACCCAGUGGUGCUACGACAACUUUGUCAACUACCGGUCGAUGAAGAGCGCCGACAACGUGCGGCAACAGCUGUCCCGCAUCAUGGACCGCUUCAACCUGCGGCGGACCUCUACAGAGUUUACCAGCAAGGACUACUACGUCAACAUCCGCAAGACCCUUGUGUCAGGCUUUUUCAUGCAGGUGGCUCACCUGGAGCGAACAGGCCACUACCUGACCAUCAAGGACAACCAAGUGGUGCAGCUGCACCCAUCAACAUGCCUGGACCACAAGCCCGAGUGGGUGGUCUACAACGAGUUUGUGCUCACCACCAAGAACUACAUCCGCACCGUCACUGACAUCAAGCCAGAGUGGCUAAUAAAGAUAGCCCCCAACUACUAUGACAUGGCAAAUUUCCCACAGUGUGAAGCCAAGCGUCAGCUGGAGGUACUCGUUGCCAAGAUGGAGACAAGGCAGUAUCAAGAAGGCUUCUGAUGUGCUGCAAUGAAGUGGGCGUACCAAGCCAGAUGGUGUACAAACUGAUGGUUCAUUUAGUUGUCAUGCCUCACACGAGUAUCAUUCUGCCCAUAAAAAUCCGAAGCACAACAGCAAGAGCACCUGGUUUUCCCAUGCGCAUACCAGACAUUCAUUGUGUACUUGACUUCAGUAAGCAGUGUGCUUAGUGUACAAUGCUUUCCAAACUUUAAUGGAACACGCAAACUGUCUCUUCUCAUGAGAGUGCUAUGCUGGCAGCAGCCGAGCAACAGUUUUGUGAUGUACCACUCGACAAACCAUCCCGAAGUGUUACGUCAAGAAGCCUUUGUUUAGCUUCAUCCAGGAUAGCUCUGCCAUGAGAAGACGCUCGGUUCCCAUGUUCCAUUAAAUUUUUGGUCAGCACUGUACAUUCUGCUGCGUUCACUGUUUUCAUUGAGUGGGACAGCAUCGGCAUUGUGCACUUCCUUGGGUUUAGCGACAUUAUCAGACCCAUAUUCCAUUGUCCCUCAUACUAGAAGCAAUGCUGGUUUUCUUUUUUCUGUUUUGUUGCAAAGGCAGUUACUGGUGAGUGCACAUGGAAUAGCAUUUGUUCCAAUUUGCAACUGUAGCUUGCCAGAUUAAAAGCAUUCAAAUGUUGCCCUUUUGUGUGUGUGCUUCAGGAUGCUUUGGUUUUUACUCAACUUUGCCUUUGCCAAGGCUUUGACAUUCCUGUUCUGUAUCAAGUGCAAGAAUGGAUAGGUCAAUAGCCUGGAAGACCACUGGGUGCAGAGUAAUGUUUAAUAAAAUAUGUGCAGUGACUGUCCCA